Tricharina praecox is the source of this 2249-nucleotide messenger RNA. RefSeq lists its product as uncharacterized. The coding region runs from base 7 to 1935 and encodes 642 amino acids. The transcript is spliced from 7 exons. The record is from RefSeq and is a predicted model, not a curated record. Lineage: Eukaryota; Fungi; Ascomycota; Pezizomycetes; Pezizales; Pyronemataceae.
GCAGCCAUGGUCAUCAACCCGGUAUGCUGGCUCUCCCGCUCCUGCGCAUGCUGUAGACAUGUAGUCUGUGCUGUUGGCCGUGAGCACUCCCCCGCUGACACCAGGGAUACACACAAGGUUCUCGCUAUGCGCAUGGCUGGUACCCUUCCCAGGGAGUUUACUCAGAACUUUGCUCCCAACCUGUCAAAGUCCCAGAGAAGAAGAGAUAUCGAUCGCAUCCCUGGAUUCAUGGACUCGCGGCCGAAGCAGCAACCUUCUGACAUGUCAAAGGGAGUCAAGCUUCACGCCUCCGGACACUACGGGCACAGGAACACUCUCCAUCUCCAACGGCCAAAGAUGAUGUCGAACAGAUACGACGAAUACGGCUAUGAUAUGCCAUCGGUAAUCGCCAUCGAUCAAAACACCCAAACGUUCCAAGCCUGUUCGCGAGCACUCGAUGUCCAUCUAUCAUCGUCGCAGCGGCACCGCCUUGCCGAUGUCGCUCAAGUGCUGAUUCGGAUGUUUCUUCUCGGCAGAACGUACGCUUCCGACAGCAACAACAACUGUCAAGCACCACCAGGCUACUCCGGUUGUCGACGUGUGAAUUCCAACACCGUAUCGGGGCGGGCGGAGUUUAAGAGGCCACGGACCUCAGGACCUGGAGGAAGAGACUCUGGCGGCGGUGGCGGAGGAGGCGGCAGCGGUCGAAACGGCGGCGACGAUCAGCACGAUAGACACGGGUCGGACCGUGUUCACACGCCUGGUGGGCGCUUUCGUUGCCCAGUCUAUGGCAAAGCGAGUAAUAAAACAAAGAACAAUUGCUACUUGGAGCGGUUCGAGACGGAGCAGGAAGCACUUGAGCAUGCUCUUCAACGGCAUGAGUGGUGCCCCAUUUGUAAGAAAGAAAGGAUAGAUACGAGGACAGACCACCGAUCAACGGACCUUGAAAAGCUUUUCUUUGAAAAUAUGAAGAACCUAAGGUUCCAUGUACUUCGGCACCACCUAAAAGUGGUUCGCUGCCCGCAUGCUGGAUGCGAAAAAACGUUCGGACUCCUGAAUGCGUUUUCCAGGGAUGGCCACGCCAAUGCCCACUAUCCCGCGGAGGAAGACAAGGACAGAUUAAAGACCCUUCUCGAGCGCGAUUUCUCAUCAGCCGAGCGUAUUCUUCAGAGCGAAAACCCAGCACUGUUUGGGCUUUUCGAUGGGGUCAGGAAGUGCAAGAGCAGGGAGGAGCUGGAACAAUUUCUCUACCGAGACGGGGUCAAGGUAUUUGACAACGAGGGCGAUGUGGAUAAUAUUUCGCCACCAAAGUCGAAUGGAAUCAGUACGCCCUGGGACCACGGCUCCCCCAGCCAACGAGCCCUGAGCCAAAUCCCCCCAGGUACCCCACACACUCCGACCCUGGAGUAUCCCGAUACUCCUGUUCCAGGUCACCAGGAAUUUGCAGGCUUCCAGUCGAUAUCCAACGAUGUGAGCCAUGCUGGCGGUAGAUUUUCACCUUUCUCGCAUACCAUCGACCACAACUUCCUUUCAUCCGAUCAACCUGUGGCUGCACAUCUACUGUAUCCACCGGUCGGAGCGCCCAUAUUGCCGGAAAUGUUUCCCAGCCACGAAGGCAAUAUCAUGAUGAACCGGAUGCUCGCAUUGGGUGGCGGUGAGUAUCCGACUCUCUCGGCGACGGGAACAGACGGGUUUUCGCAGCUGUACGACCAUGCAUUCCACAUGGCGAGCUUAUGGGAGAAAGCCGACCUCAGCGAGCGGCGGGCGCUCUUCAAGACUAUGUCUUAUUUCUUCAUCAGCAUUCAUGAUUUCGUUGGGCGGAACAUUGAUGUGGUCAAAGACAUCCAGCCUGCCGAUUAUCCCAGUCAAACAACCGUCGCCGAUAGCGCAUUUGGAGAUUCCAUCGUCCACUCGUACGGUGGCAGUCCUGGUCCGAGACUGCAACAUUCCUUCUAAGGCCCUUGAGGUUCGAACACACGUCCGUCAUCGAAACAGAUUGUCACGUAUAAAACUAAAAGGAUAGAGCUAGAUUGGGUUGCGGGUUUGGGAAAAGAGUUGGGCUGGUGCCACAAAAAAAUUUACGAUCGUGUCACAUGUGUACUGGGUUUUAGUUUCUGAUUUCCGUUUCUGCUCUCCGUUUCUGCUUGUCUUUAUUUGCUUGCUUGCUUGUCGUCGUUUUGUUUAUUGUUUGGCAUGGGGGGUUAUGGGACUGCUUUAAUGUAAGAAACAUACACAUAGAAGGAAUGAUAUGAUGGGGGAUAGUUAUACCG